AUGGCUAUUCGCGAAGACCUCGUGGCCUCUGCGGUAAUCCUUCAGGAUCCCAGCGUCGCAUCGUCUUCCGUCGAGAACCGCAUCUCGUUCCUGCGAAGCAAGAACCUGACCCAGGAGGAAAUCGACGUUGCUCUGGCCCGAACAGGAGGCAAUGCGCCGCCUACACCGACUCCUUCGAGGCAGCGCUACAUCUACCCCCUGGUGGCACCCCCGACGCCAGAGAAGCUCGAGCAAGAUAAGAAAUCGAUCGAAGAACAGUUUGACCGAGCCUUCACUCUUGUCGAGCAGCUCGCAAAGGACACCGAGAGCCUUAAGACGGCUGAAAAGGAGCGAACAGAAAAGUUGGAUGCUGCGAUUGCGGACCUCGAGACCGUCAUGACAGACCUCAAGGCGGCCAAUCGACGACGAGAGGAUGAUGCGAACCGAAUCCGGGAUGAGGUCCAGUCCCUCAAGGACGCGAUCCCCAAGGCGCUCGAGAAUCAGAAGGGCCUGACCGAUGGACGACUGCGUGAGAUCAACACUGAGCUUACCAGCCUUAAGACCCUGGUUUCGCAGCGCAUGUCGAGCAGCGUUUCUACCCCUACAAGCUCAACCUUCUUGCGAGGCGCUAGCGGUAGCAUUAGUGGUGGUGCCAGCGGCGUCGGCAGCACAAGCACCCCGGCGGCUCCCAGCUCGGCCCCCAAGACCAACGGAGAGAAGACCGCAGUCGAGUCUACCACGACCACUCCCGCUGCUGAGGUUCCUAAGCCUACCUUCCCCUCGGCCCCCUUGCUUAACCGAUCCUCGUCGCCUCUUGCCAACAUGACUGGCAAGAAGUCUAUCCCUGCCUGGCAGAUGGCCAUGGCCAACCAGAACGACACCUCGUCGACCCAGGUCAAGGCGGACGAGCCCAAGGAGGCGGCCGCUAGCGGCUCCAGCUCUUAG
This is a messenger RNA of Fusarium vanettenii 77-13-4, 924 nucleotides long. RefSeq lists its product as uncharacterized. Gene Ontology annotation, molecular function: signaling receptor binding. NCBI's taxonomy places the organism in Eukaryota, Fungi, Ascomycota, Sordariomycetes, Hypocreales, Nectriaceae. The transcript has 3 exons. The record is from RefSeq and is a predicted model, not a curated record. The coding region runs from base 1 to 924 and encodes 307 amino acids. Gene Ontology annotation, biological process: protein import into peroxisome matrix, docking. Gene Ontology annotation, cellular component: peroxisomal importomer complex; peroxisomal membrane.